This is a messenger RNA of Triplophysa rosa, 1762 nucleotides long. It is a transcript of the gene prorsd1, whose product is annotated as prolyl-tRNA synthetase domain containing 1. NCBI's taxonomy places the organism in Eukaryota, Metazoa, Chordata, Actinopteri, Cypriniformes, Nemacheilidae. Gene Ontology annotation, molecular function: aminoacyl-tRNA deacylase activity. The record is from RefSeq and is a predicted model, not a curated record. The transcript is spliced from 2 exons. Bases 21 to 536 code for a protein of 171 amino acids.
CAUGUCAGGUGUACAUUGCCAUGAUGGCGUCAGACGAGCUGAGGAAACGUUUAGAAGAGUUGCUCGAGCGUCUCAACAUUGACACGAUCUGUGUCGAACAUCCACAGGUGUUUACGGUGGAUGAGAUGAUGCCUCAUGUAGCUCAUCUGAAUGGAAUGGUCACAAAGAAUCUCUUCCUGAAGGACAAGAAGAAGAAGAGUCUGUGGCUGCUGUCGGUGCGUCACGACCGGCAGCUGAACCUCAGCGACGUGGCCAAACGUCUGGGGCUCGGUGGUGGGAACCUGCGGCUCGCUGAAGAGUGUCUGAUGCUGGACAAGCUGAAGGUCGGCCAAGGAUGUGCAACAGCUCUCUCUCUCUUCUGUGAUGAAGAGCAGAGUGUGAAGAUGGUGCUGGACAGCGACCUGACAAGCGGAGGUCACGAGAGGAUAUAUUUCCACCCCAUGACCAACAGCGCAACCAUGGGCCUGAAACCAGACGAUGUGCUCCGGUUUCUGAGGGAGACGAAGCAUGAGCCCAUCAUCCUUAACUUUGUCUGAGAUAUUUCUGACCAGGGGCCUCAUUUAUAACUGUUGCGUAUGCACAAAACAUGGAAUUUAUAAAAACAAACUUGACUAGAAAAUUUACGCACCUGCACGCAAACUCUGAGCCAUGCGUACACGCAUUCUGGAGACAAGGGGAACAGAUGGCGAGGUGGUGAACUGAAGUCAGAUUGUAGAAAGUAAAUGUGAGAUGAACUCAGAGCUGUCUCACCAUCAAAUCCACUACGGGACCAUGCAUAGCCUACUCUACUGUACGCCUUCUUUACUGGUGUGAGUGAAGUAAUAAUACAGGCAGAAUCAUUUCAAAUCUGAUUUCUCUUUUAUUACACACAUUGGAUUAAAAAAUGCACUCUUAUUAAUGAAGUUAAGCACUCAACUGAUGUCUAAAAGUACAAAAAUAUAUAUUUCUAUAGUGCAUGCGCUGUUUUUAAACAUUUUCCUGUGGCAUGUUGCGCUUUUUAAUCCGGUCACGUGCAUUGAAAGUACACAUGUAAAUUAUAUGCAGAUGAGGGUAUGCAUAGUUAAACUAGGCGUCGCAAGCUCCAUAUAUGGUUAUGUCAGGGAGGAGAUUUGGUGUAGAUACACGUAAGCACACGUCCCCUGUCAGGGAUUUAUAAAGGAAAUUAUGCUCAGGUUCUGGAAACGUUUGUGUGUGCGCACACUCUAAGGAUGAAAUCUACGCAAAGUUUAUAAAUGAGACCCCUGAUCUGCUGCUCGGUAACAAGCUGUUAAAAGACCUGACCAGACUGCUUUCAGUGGUUUCUUAUGAUUUCUGGGUGUUUUUGGUUAGUGGGUUUGUAAUAAUGUUACAAAAUGUGAUCAUGUUGAGAUCAUCUCAAAUGACAUGAAGCUGCUGUCAAAGCCUUUUCCACAUGCUGUUGUUACUGUAAACUGCAAAAGGGUUUUUAAAGGCAAAGGCGGUUUCCUCUAUUGCAACUCGCAGGUAUCACACACACACACCAGGGACAGUGUGUGAGCACUCCUCAAUUUCAUUGUGAUCUUAUUUGCCAAUAUGUGGUUUUUGAACAUGAAUCAGUGGAUCGGUUCUAUAUCACGUUGUCAAAUCCUUGUUUUGUAUCUGUUAUUUGUGCGUUAGAAUCUAGCAAUGACAGCUUCAGAUUAUACAAAUUCAGCCUGAUCUUGGCACUGUGAUUUUAUGCUGAAUCUGUUCUGUUGCCUUGUGUUUUUCACCAACCAAAUACAGUUUCAGUUGUUAACCGUAA